Molecule: messenger RNA, 3639 nt
Organism: Lagenorhynchus albirostris (white-beaked dolphin)
Lineage: Eukaryota; Metazoa; Chordata; Mammalia; Artiodactyla; Delphinidae
Gene: OTULINL
Product: OTU deubiquitinase with linear linkage specificity like
Exons: 8
Coding region: 151-1221 (356 amino acids)
Biological process (GO): protein linear deubiquitination
Cellular component (GO): cytoplasm
Molecular function (GO): cysteine-type deubiquitinase activity
Source: RefSeq, a predicted model, not a curated record
CCCGGGGAGGGAGCUCAGGCUGCGGUCCCCUGCCGGCUCCUCUAUCGCACGCCAGCCGCCGGGAAGAGAGACGGGGCGCCGGCCGGCUGCCGCCGCGUCUGAGAGACCCACCGGUCGAGGCUCCGCGGCCAUCAGCAGCACGCGGCCGCCAUGGCGGCGCGGAGGAGCCCCCCGCAGGAGCGGGAGCGGCAACGACCUCGCGACUCCGCCGCAGGAAAUGACCAAGUGCACUCCUGGACACUCGUCACCAGCCAAGCCUUAGAUACCGCGUGGAGAGUAGGAAAGGGGUCAGUGACACUGGCAGUUUCAUUUCUGGUGGGCACCCUUUGCUACUUCAGAAGGCUACAUUUAUAUUUAGGGCACCGGCUGAAAAGGUGGAUUGGAUAUCUGCAGAGGAGAUUCAAAAGGAACCUCAGUGUGGAGGCAGAAGUUGAUUUACUCAGUUAUUGUGCAAGAGAAUGGAAAGGAGAGACACCCCAUGCCAAGCUGAUGAGGAAGGCUUAUGAGGAGCUGUUUUGGCGGCGGCAUAUUAAAUGUGUUCAACAAGUAAGGAGAGACAACUACGACGCACUAAGGUCGGUGCUCUUCCAAAUCUUCAGCCAGGGCCUCUCUUUCCCAUCCUGGAUGAAAGAAAAAGAUAUUGCGAAGCUUCCUGAAAAACUGCUCUUUUCACAAGGUUGUAAUUGGAUCCAGCAAUACAGUUUUGGUCCUGAGAAGUAUACAGGUUCGAAUGUGUUUGGAAAAUUACGUAAAUGUGUGGAAUUAUUGAAAGCACAGUGGACUGAAUUUAGUGGAAUUAAAGAUUAUCACAAGAGAGGAAGUAUGUGCAACAUCCUUUUUUCUGAUGCUGUCCUGGAAUAUAAACUUUACGAAGCUCUGAAGUUCAUCAUGCUCUAUCAGGUCACUGAGGCUUAUGAACAAAUGAAGACCGCAAAGGCCAUUCCCAGUCUUUUUCGACUCCUGUUUACCCGGGAAACCUCUUCCGACCCUUUAAGCUUCAUGAUGAAUCACCUGAAUUCUGUAGGUGACACGUGUGGACUAGAGCAGGUUGAUCUGUCUGUACUUGGAUACUCCCUGGAAGUGAAGAUAAAAGUGUUCAGACUGUUCAGGUUUAACUCCAGAGACUUUGAAGUCUGCUACCCAGAGGAGUCGCUCAGGGAGUGGCCGGAGGUCUCCCUGCUGACCGAGAAUGACUGCCACUAUCACAUUCCUGUCUUUUAAGUCUGCCUGGACCGGGCACCAGCUCUCGCCGGUGACAGUGGUCACACUUGCAAGUCAUGUUUCUAGAAAAGCAAAGCUAGUAUUGCUGCCAUUGGAGGAAUCGGGACCUCCCUCUCCAGGAUUACAGGUACACUGGACGGAGACCCACGUGCCUUCCCUUUGUUUCCAGUGAUUUCCUCCAGAGCCCUUGCACUAAUGCAUUUGUGGGUUGGUGGUUUGACCUUGUUUGUAAAGGCUCUGGUCAUUUCACACACAACAGAGCACAAGGACAUUUAGUUUGGGAAGAACAAGAACAGGAAGAAAGCGAGAAAAAAACAAGUAGGGGAAAAGGACUAAAGGGAAAGAAUUGCUUUGUCUAUAAUCUUGAUGUUCUUUGUUAAGAAUCUUGUCUUUGACUGAUUUGGGAUCUUCAUAAACAUGGCCUUCUUUUAUAAGCAUUACCUUCCCAGGGAUCUCUAUGGUAUAUUGAUUUUCCAGAACCAUUCGAUUAACUUUAAAAUUGUGUGUGUGUGUGUGUGUGUGUAUCUACACUCACAUACACAUAAACAUGUAUAAUUUUAUAUAUACAUAUCUAAACACAUACUUACACAUAGCCACUACUUUGUAAUGUUGUACAAUUUGUUUUGUCUCUUUUUUACUAUUGCAUCUGGCCAGUUUAAUAUGUUUUAUAUAGGUCAAAAAGAUAAAUUCUGUAGAUGAAGGCAACUGAAUGACAAUUAUUAUACUGUCACAAAAAUAUUAAACGGUAUAUUUAAUGUGUAUUUACAUGUGUAUCUAAUGUGUGUAGGGAGAAUCCAUCCCAAUCCCCAGAACCUGUAAAUAUGUUGGGUUAAAUGGCAAAGGAGAAUAAGGUUGCAGGUGGACUUAAGGGACUAAUCCACUGACCUUGAAACAGGGAGAGGAGUCUGGGUUCUGCAGGUGGGCCCAACAUAAUCACAAGUGUCCUUAAAGUGGAAGAGGGGCUUGGGAGAGGGUCAGUCAGAGGGAAAUGUGAGGUACAAUCAGAGACAGAUGCAACAUGGCUGGCGUUGGUUACUUACAGCAUAUACAGGAAGAAAGUUACUGCAGGUUCGGGAAGGAGCCACAAGCCAAAGAACGUGGGCGGCCUCUGGAAGCUAGAAAAGGCGAGGGAACAGAUUCUCCCCUAGAGCCUCCAGAGAGGAACGCGUCCCUGCCGACACUUUGAUUUUAGCUCAGUGGAGCCCAUGUCAGACCUCUAGCCUACAGACCUGUAAGACGAUAGAUAUGCUGUUUAAGUCGCUAAGUUUCUGGUAAUGUGUUACAGCAGCAGUAGACAACUAAUAUACUCAGGCUAACUAGCUUGUGAUCAUCUUUAUUUUGGAAAUACUUUUUGUUUAUUUUGGUAAUGUUUAUUUUGGAGGUACUUUGCUCGUCUGUUUUGAAUUUCAACAAAUAUUGAAUACAAAAUAACCUUUAAAAUCUUGGCUAAUGAUCUACUACUUCAAAGUUACAUAUCCCUUCUAAGAACGUCUUAACAUGUUUGACGCUAACGUUUUCUCACAUUUCUAUAUUUUACUGUAAAUAAAAAAGAGGUAUGUUAAAUGCGGUGGUGUAUGAAAAUAGCAUUCAGAUUCUUCUGUAAUGGGGACGAUCACCUGUAUGUACUACAUAAGCCAGUGCUGUGCCUGCUGUCAUUUUGUUUUCUGGGUGAAGAGUUGGAGAGCAACGAGCUCAGAUCCAGGGGCUGUGCAUUACCUUGACAGGCAGGCGAAGCAGUUGUUCUCACUAGAUCUCUACAGCCCUUUCCUGCUUGGAGGCAUCUGUGGUUGUGCAUCACCCCCCGUCAUUGAAUUGACACUGUUGCACGUUAUCCCCUUGAUGUGUUACUGUGACCAAGAAAAAAUGAACUCUCCCUUCUGUGUUCACAAGCAGAUAUGAUGACAGCCUGCAGCAGUUCUGCUGAGACUGAUACACGUAGAAUUGCUGCUCCGGACUCCUGGCUCCACCUGAGCCUGUCCAGGUAUGUACCUGGCACAUGUGUGUUCCCACUGGCCUUGGCAUCUCCUUAUCCGGUGCAAUGAUUUCCACAUCGAUCCAGGACUGAAAGGAAGAACUUUUUCACAGGGAUGGGCAGCCUAUAACUCUGUGACAUAUCAACCCAUGAUGCUUAUCCUUAACUAUGUUGGGCGGAUGGGGCAGGGUGGGAAAAGAAUUCUUUAAAAAGAGGGGCAAGACCAGAUUGUGGAAAACAUUUCGAAAGUGAAAAAUAAAGACGACUUCUCAGUAGUUGCUGUGUUUUGGGAAAGCAUCAAAGCAGAAGAUUUUAAGGGAAGAGGUACUGGGUGUUUUUAUGUUUUUAAUUCAGUUGUAUAAUUGAAUGUAACAAACUAAUUAAAAGGAACUGCAUAUAAAUUAGCGCCACUUUUAAAUGCCAACAAUAAAUUGGAAGUGAAUUUC